GUCUUCGUUUACGACGUCACGAAGAUGACCUCCUUCACCAACCUCAAGAUGUGGAUCGAGGAGUGCAACGGGCACGCGGUGCCCCCCCUCGUGCCCAGGGUGCUCGUUGGCAACAAGUGUGACUUGAAAGACCUGAUCCAAGUGCCAUCCAGCAUGGCCCUCAAGUUCGCCGACGCUCACAACAUGCUUUUGUUUGAGACCUCGGCCAAGGACCCUCAGGAGAGCCAGAACGUGGACGCCAUUUUCAUGUGCCUGGCGUGCCGGCUGAAGGCGCAGCGCGCGCUGCUCUGCCGGGACCUGGAGGGGCGGCCGGGCCCG
This is a messenger RNA of Tauraco erythrolophus (red-crested turaco), 318 nucleotides long. The record is from RefSeq and is a predicted model, not a curated record. Lineage: Eukaryota; Metazoa; Chordata; Aves; Musophagiformes; Musophagidae.